AAAAUAUAAAAAAAAAAAAAUUUAAUCUGUGUGCAUAAUUCUAAAACGACUUAUAUUAAAAAGUGAGGGAAUAUUUGUCGUAGCUAGGCGGUGUGAAUAUCUAACUCCUCCGUAGAGGAACCGGGUUUGUCUUUCCCUGGUAGGCUCUCCAGGAGAUUAGCCCAGUUUUAUUAAAAAAGAAAAAAAGAAGACGAUAUGUAUGAUAUUGAAACCUUUUAUACGUAUCAGGCCAUCUCAAACCAUUUAGAUGUUCGGUGCAAAAUUUAUAUUGAAGAGAGUGAGGAAACUGUGCAACCUGAUCGAUAUGGUGGUGGCCAUGGCGGAAAUGAAGGUUACAACGGACGAGGAGGAUAUAACAGAGGAGGACACAACGGAGGUGGAGGAUACAAGGGAGGUGGAGGAUAUAACGGGGGAGGAGGAUACAACGGCAGUGGAGGAUACAACGGAGGAAGAGGUGGACGAUACAAGGGAGGAAGAGGAGGCCACGGGGGACACGGAGGAAGAGGAGGCCACGGCGGACACGGUCCAGAAGCUGUUCAGACUCAGCCUGGCAACUAAAUCUAUCAAUAUUUUAACCACCAUGGAUGAUUUCAUCUAUGUAUACACACAGUCCUGUAUACACCUGUGACAUGUAUGUGUAUGACUAUAAGUAAAACCAUGGUGAGUUUGUAAAAGUUACUUAAGUCAAAUAAAAGAAAUUAGGUGAAUAAAGUUUCGUAAUGUAAUGUAUCUAUGUUCGAGUUGUAAUAUGUACUCUUUGCAAAAAUAAAAUCGUUUGUAGUUUA
Brassica napus (rape) is the source of this 785-nucleotide messenger RNA. RefSeq names its product cold and drought-regulated protein CORA. The transcript is spliced from 2 exons. NCBI's taxonomy places the organism in Eukaryota, Viridiplantae, Streptophyta, Magnoliopsida, Brassicales, Brassicaceae. Bases 196 to 558 code for a protein of 120 amino acids. The record is from RefSeq and is a predicted model, not a curated record.